Aegilops tauschii subsp. strangulata is the source of this 665-nucleotide messenger RNA. RefSeq lists its product as uncharacterized. NCBI's taxonomy places the organism in Eukaryota, Viridiplantae, Streptophyta, Magnoliopsida, Poales, Poaceae. The record is from RefSeq and is a predicted model, not a curated record.
AAACUAGUUGCUCUAAAAAAAGAGCUCCUGGGGAUAACCCACCCGGUUCGACUCGAUUCGCUACACUCCGUCAUGGAAUCCGGCGGCGCCGCCCGCGUACGGCGGCAGCUCCAAGCCGUGGGACGUGUCGCGGCGUACCUCGGCGGCGGCUUGCUCCUCCUCUCCACAGCAUCCACCGCCGCCGUCCGCUCCCUCCGCUUCCUCUCCGAUACCAACCAGAGAAAAUUCGCGAUGCAGUGUGGUGCCUGCGAGGGGAAGGGAACCUACGGUUGCAGGCUCUGCAGGGGUAGCGCCACGGUCGAAUGGUCUCCGCUCUACGACCCGGUGUUCGUUAACCCAUGUCUCUGCCCUACUUGUGAUGCUACCAGGGUACAGCGCUGCUUGAAUUGCUUGGGCAAAGGCUAUGCAUGAAGGAACAAUUUGUAUCAAACGCCACUUUUUAUGAGUGGACUGUUUGCAUCAUCAGUUUCUUUUGUUACCUGUUUGAAGCUUAGGUGUGUAUUCUUAGAAGUGGGUGUUAGUGUUGGCAGGGGAGGCAUUGUAUUUUGCUCAUGGAAUGUAAUUGAUUGAUGACCAAACUGUCCUGUUUGUGUUGAGAAACCAGAGAAUAAUUUAUGUUUCAGUACAAAAUGAACUAGUAUCAAGGAGCGAAUUAAAAUGGAAAA